GCGGAUGCCCCGCCCGAUCCGGACAGAGCGGCGCCGGCGCGCACGGCUUGGCCGUUGCGCCGAGGCCGGGACAGGGGACCGAUCAUGGCGCCGAUCUUUCUCGGCACCCACGAAGUGAAGCUGGACAGCAAGGGUCGCGUGUCGAUCCCUGCCCCCUUCCGGCCGACCCUGUCCCGCCAAGGUUUCGACGGGGUGAUCCUCUUCCCCUCCUACAAGGUCGAGGGCGCGAUCGAAGGGUGCGGCCAGGAGUUUCUGAAUCAGCUUAUGGACUCGGUCAAUUCCUACCAGCUCUUCAGCGACGAGCAGGAGGAUCUCGCGGCCACGAUCUUCGCCGCCGCCCACCAGCUCCAGUGGGACGGCAACGGCCGCAUCGUGCUGCCCGACGCCCUGAUCGAGGUCGCCGGCCUGAGCGACAAGGCCGUCUUCGUCGGCACCGGCUCGCUGUUCCGCAUCUGGGAACCCCAGCGCUGGGCGGCUUACCAGGCCGAACGGCGGCAGUCCGCCAAGCAGAAGGUCCCCUCCCUGGCGGUCAAGCCGCAGUCCGGCCCCGGCGGCGCCCCGGGAGGUGUGCUGGAGGUGCUGCGUCCGCGCGACGGCGGCAUCUAUCUCGACGGCACCUUCGGGCUGGGCGGCUACAGCCGCGGCCUGCUGGAGGCCGCCGACUGCCGCGUGGUCGCCUUCGACCGCGACCCCGCCGCCAUCGCCGCCGGCGCUCCGCUGGCCGCGGCCUACGCCCCGCGCCUGCGGCUCGUGCAGGACUGCUUCUCGCAGAUGGCGUGCCACCUGGAGGGGCCGGUCGACGGCAUCGCCCUGGACCUCGGCGUCUCCUCGCCCCAGCUCGACCAGGCCGAGCGCGGCUUCUCCUUCCGCAGCGACGGCCCCCUCGACAUGCGCAUGGGCCCCGGCGGCGAAACCGCCGCGCAGGUGGUCAACAGCCGCAGCGAGGCGGAGCUGGCCGACCUCAUCUGGCGCUACGGCGAGGAGCGCAAGAGCCGCCAGAUCGCCCGCGCCCUGGUCGCCCGCCGCGCCGAGCAGCCCUUCGCGCGGACCCUGGAGCUGGCGGAGACGGUGCGCGGCGUGGUGCGCGCGGCCAAGGACGGCAUCGACCCGGCGACGCGCACCUUCCAGGCCCUGCGCAUCUACGUGAACGACGAGUUGGGCGAGCUGGAGCGCGGCCUCGCCGCCGCCGAGCGCUGCCUGGCGCCGCACGGGCGUCUGGCCGUGGUCAGCUUCCAUUCCCUGGAAGACCGCAUCGUCAAGGACUUCCUGCGCCGCCGCUCCAGCGCCGCGCCGCGCGGCUCGCGCCACCUGCCCGACAGCGGCGCGCAGCCGGCGCCCAGCUUCGAGCUGAUUCGCCGCCAGGCGAUCAAGCCCGGCGCGCGCGAAGCGGCCGAGAACCCGCGCGCCCGCUCGGCCCGGCUGCGCGCCGCCGAGCGCACGGCCGCACCCGCCUGGCCGGGCGGCAUGAUCCUGCGCUGGUCCACCCUGCUCUGGCUCGUCGCCUUCGCGGUCGCCGUCGGCCUGGUCUUCCAGAUCAAGUACGAGGUGCAGGACCUGGAGGACCGCCUGGCGCGGACCCAGACCCGCAUCCAGAAGGACCGCGAGGCGCUGCAUGUGCUGCGCGCCGA
Molecule: messenger RNA, 1628 nt
Organism: Symbiodinium necroappetens
Lineage: Eukaryota; Dinophyceae; Suessiales; Symbiodiniaceae
Source: the annotation of a GenBank genome assembly